GUUUCUACUGUGGUAAAACAGGACAGGGAAAUGAUGGAAAGAGAAAUGAAAAAUAGAGAAAUCAAAAAAGGUAUACGAGCAUGGUUGCUUUCUGAUUCUGAACAGCUCAAUAUUUUAAGAAAAACAAGAUCUUAUAUAAAACAGAGAAAGUUUGAUGAAGCAAUUUCCCUUUGCAAAGAGCUGAUUCAUCUUGCAUUGAAAGGAUUGUCCUACUAUCACACAUAUGAUCGGUUCUUUUUGGGCAUCAGUGUUGUUCUUGGUUUUGUGGGAUGGACAUCUUAUACUUCUUUGUUGAUCAUCAAGUCUCAUUCCAACCUUGCAAGAGGUGUUAUUAAAGAAGUUAAGAAACCAAGCCAUCUCCUGUCAUAUACCUUUGUAGCUGCUGGCCUUUUUAUAGCAUUUUUCUUGCUGAUUCAAGCCUGUCCCUGGACUUACUAUGUAUAUUGUUUGUUACCACUGCCAAUAUGGUAUGCAGUUCUAAAAGAAUUUCAAGUUAUUGAAGACCUUGCUGCAUCACUGUUGACCUUUCCCCUGAGCCAUUUUGUUGGGUACCUGUUAGUCUUUACCCUAGGAAUUGAAGUAUUAGUUCUCAGUUUUUUCUACCGCUAUAUGCUUACAGCUGGACUUACUGCAUUUGCGACUUGGCCAUUUCUCACUCAGCUGUGGACUCGAGCGAAGAUCACCUCACUGAGUUGGACUUUCUUCUCUUUGCUCCUGGCAGUGUUCCCACUGAUGCCUGUUGUGGGUCGAAAGCCAGAUCUCUCCCUAGUAAUGGGUGCAGGCUUGCUGGUUCUUCUGCUCUCCCUGCUUGUUGUAAUACCUCUUAUAAAAAGAAAAGAUGGUUUUGUAAAGGAAGAGCUAUUCGUAUAUCUAUUACAG
This is a messenger RNA of Galeopterus variegatus (Sunda flying lemur), 879 nucleotides long. Its product is annotated as GPI ethanolamine phosphate transferase 1-like. Gene Ontology annotation, molecular function: mannose-ethanolamine phosphotransferase activity. The annotation marks the transcript as partial. The transcript is spliced from 8 exons. Gene Ontology annotation, biological process: GPI anchor biosynthetic process. Lineage: Eukaryota; Metazoa; Chordata; Mammalia; Dermoptera; Cynocephalidae. The record is from RefSeq and is a predicted model, not a curated record. Gene Ontology annotation, cellular component: endoplasmic reticulum membrane.